Molecule: messenger RNA, 552 nt
Organism: Aspergillus steynii IBT 23096
Lineage: Eukaryota; Fungi; Ascomycota; Eurotiomycetes; Eurotiales; Aspergillaceae
Exons: 4
Coding region: 102-404 (100 amino acids)
Source: RefSeq, a predicted model, not a curated record
AAGCAAUUGAAUUGGCUGUAUUAUUCCUUCAGUGAAUUGCUUCGCCCCCCACCUCCCCCCCCCGGGCACCAUCAGCAGCGUUAGAUAUCAAACGGUGGCUUAUGCCCAGCUAUAGAAUCAGGGAUGGUAUUAAAUAUUAUCAUGGCGAUGCCGCUUUGGCCUUUCCUACUCGGGUUGUAGGUCCGAUUCUGGAGUUAUUGUUCGGCGACGCUUCCGAGUCUCAGGGAGGAUAUAGUUGGAAACCACAAAGUUCCCUGGCCGGAUACAAGGCGACAAUCAGUAUCGCCCUUGGAAGCGCCACUUUUCGUCGCGCCGCAGUCACUAGUACCACUACAUGUACACUCGGACGAAGUCUACUAGAUCACCUCGUGUGCUCCUCGUAUAUUCCCGACCCGGGGGGGUGAAAGGCGUAGGGGACGUUGAUUGGGGUUGUCUUGUGCUUGUCGGAUUGUGGUGGAAGGCCGGUGGUUUGGCAGUUCUGGGCAGGCCGGCAUUACUGUCGCCGAAGAGGAAGGACCAUGGGCCGUUCACGCCUUGUACUCUGCUGGAAGA